Sclerotinia sclerotiorum 1980 UF-70 is the source of this 4146-nucleotide messenger RNA. RefSeq lists its product as hypothetical. Gene Ontology annotation, cellular component: catalytic step 2 spliceosome. Gene Ontology annotation, biological process: mRNA splicing, via spliceosome. Gene Ontology annotation, molecular function: mRNA binding; helicase activity. The coding region runs from base 1 to 4146 and encodes 1381 amino acids. The record is from RefSeq and is a predicted model, not a curated record. Lineage: Eukaryota; Fungi; Ascomycota; Leotiomycetes; Helotiales; Sclerotiniaceae. The transcript is spliced from 6 exons.
AUGGCUCCGAGGACGAAAGGAAGAGGUCAGGGGAAGGCUGUAGAAGAGGAUACGGGAGUAUUGCCCUCGGAGGUACCACAGAACGAAAGCUCAUUUGCGCAACUUGCCGCAAAGCAUUGGUUGAAGCCUUCAAAAAAGUCCGCGAAGGUAAAGGUCAAACCGGACGUGAUCAAGGCAGAAAUAUGGGAUGUUUUGGAGCAGGAGAAUUUCUCAUUCAGGUCUCUUUUGACGCUUGAAAGUCUUCAUAUCCUUGAGAAUUAUCUUUGGCCGGGUUAUUCUGAAGAUGCUUCAAACUUUCACAUCCUUCUGAUGGUUCUUAUUGUAAAUGUAAGGACUAGAGAACAUCUACCGACCUGGGACAUCUUUGCGGACAAUACAUCCGAUUUCUCAGCCUUAUUUCGACGAAUCCUGUCUAUGACAUUGGAUACUACUCUUUCUGCCACGAUUCGAACUCAUCUCCUAUCAUUUAUCAUCAGCGCAUUUCAGUCCUUAGACAAUGGGAUAGUUCGGAAAGAGUGCGCACCUUUGGUUUCCAUAUCUAUCUGGCACAACAUUUCAAGCGAGAAGAAAAGGGAGAAGAUACUUGAUCACACUGUACAAUUGAAGAAAGCUUGGAGGGCGGCAGCGAAACGAUAUGACGCCUCUGACGAACCUACGAAAGCCCGACUUCGAUUUGAGCGAUCUUGGCUCUUGACUCUAAUUCUUGAUUUUUUCAAUCAACUCUAUGGAGAGAAAAUUAAAACCGAGAAUGUGCAGUAUUGUGAGAGAUUUAUAGAGUUUUUAUCAGAUCUUCAAAGUCAAUUACCAACCAGGAGAUAUGUGAACACACUUUUACAAGAUUUGCACGUUUUGCCAACUAUCAGACUUUCUCCAGCAUUCAAUGAUGAGGAGAAUGGGCUUCUACGAGAUUUGUACGCGCUUUUUAAGCAUUACACAUACUUUGCAAUAAAUGACCAUACAGGUGUUCAGCAUAGCCGUACGGAAGCAUAUGAACGUCAUUGCGCAACACUGGCGUCCCUGCAAAGGACUGCACUCAAGCACUUUAAGGAGAAGUUGACUAUUCUUGCCUUGUCCAAUUAUUCGUCCAUUGAUAAGCGGGUGGAGCUCGAGAGUCAUCUAGAAUCUCUUACAGAUGCUGAGAUGACAGAGCUCUGCAACCUUCUUGACUUACGGACUUCUUAUCCACCAUCUACCAACGUCAUAGUAGAUCGUAGAUUUCUUCUGGAGAUUCUUCUAUCGACACAUGAAAAGCGCAAGACAUUCCAAGAGACUGCCCGUGACUUGAGUAUUCUUCCAACAGAAAGUACUCUCUUUGAAAGAACCUUGCUUAGGAAUGAUGGAUUUGACGGGUCACAGCCCCUUGCCAUUCCAAAGCUGAACCUACAUAUACUUGAAGUUGUACCUCCCCUUGUUGGAGAUGACAAACCAGCUGUCAUCCGAGCCGAGAUCACGAUUGAUGUCAGCCGCAUGGCCGAAAACAUUCGCCGAGAAUGGGAUUCGUUACGACCCGACGACGUGAUCUUCUUGCUCUCUGUCAAAGCUACGGACGAGUCUUCUAUGAUCGCGGAUGGCGGGGCAACCACUUCGGACGCUCAAAAGUUAGGUUUGAGAUAUCUCCGAGCUGCCGAAGUCAUCCAAGUUCAGGAUGACCGAGGGCGCUCAUUGAUGAAUUACAACGGUCAAGUCAACGGCAAUGCUCGCGCUGGCUCGCGAAGACUCCAACUGAAACUUGACGCAGCUAUGUAUAAAGAGGACAAAGAUCGUGUGGACAGAGGCAAGCCUGACAUCUAUGAAACUAUCAACGUUGCCGUUCGCAGGAGAGGACGUGAAAAUAAUUUCAAACCUAUUCUCGAAUCAAUUAGGAGUCUGACUUUAUCUGAUGUCCCACUGGCUCCUUGGCUUCACGAGGUCUUUCUAGGCUAUGGUGAUCCUACGGGUGCCAAUUAUACUAGACUAUCAAAUCAACUCAAAAAGGUUGACUAUCGGGACACAUUUCUUGACUGGCAACAUCUUAUUGAAAGCUUGCCAGGUAGGACUAUCCAGCCAAAUGACGAUGUUACAGGUAGCUUUGGACCACCCUACGUGUUGCAGACGGUGGCGAAAGCCGCCGAGCCACCAGCAAGACCAACGAAAAAGAGACGCAGGGAAGCAGAACCCACGCCAAACGAAGAGCCGCAAGCCAUUCAAGUCUCUUCUUAUAAACCUCCAAGUACGGGACCAUAUCCUAUGGAUGCUCCUAAGUUGAACCAAGUUCGUUUUACCCCUGCUCAAGUUGAAGCCAUCAUCUCCGGCACGCAACCCGGACUUACCGUUAUUGUUGGUCCUCCAGGAACUGGAAAGACGGACGUCGCAACUCAGAUCAUUAACAACCUAUAUCACAACUUCCCAAACCAGCGCACUCUUCUUAUUGCCCAUAGUAAUCAAGCUCUUAAUCAAUUGUUCCAGAAAAUUGUUGCUCUUGAUAUUGAUGAACGACAUCUUUUACGACUAGGGCAUGGCGAGGAGGAACUAGACACCGAAACGAACUUCAGCAAGCAUGGGCGUGUCGAGUCUUUUCUUGAAAACAGAGAUGGAUAUCUCAGAGAGGUCGAUCGCCUUGCUGCCAAUUUCGGUGCUCCCGGAGCACAUGGAAGCUCGGCUGAGACUGCCGGUUACUUCAACUCGGUCUACGUUGAGCCGGCAUGGACAAGAUUCCAGGAAGUCAUGAAAGACCCGGAGUCAACGACAGAGUCGAUCAUUUCUGCAUUCCCCUUUCACUACUACUUUUCGAAUGCCCCUCAACCUCUUUUCCCUCCUGGUGCUGAUAAAGAUGCCGCGAUUGAUGUAGCUACGGGGUGUUAUCACCAUAUUACUAAGAUAUUCACUGAGCUUGAAGAUGUUCGACCUUUUGAGAUACUGCGACGUGAUCGAGACAAGGCAAACUAUCUUCUCACCAACGAGGCUCGAAUCAUUGCAAUGACCUCUACGCAUGCAGCCAUGAGACGACGUGAAAUAUCGUCACUUGGCUUCCACUAUGACAAUGUUGUUAUGGAGGAAGCGGCUCAGAUUACUGAAAUUGAAAACUUCAUCCCAAUGGCGUUGCAAAAGCCGAAGAGUGGUGGGACGCCUCUUCAACGUGUAGUUUUGUGUGGUGACCAUUUCCAGAACUCUCCAGUCAUUCAAAAUCUUGCGUUCCGUCAUUACGCAAAUCUCGAACAAUCCCUUUUCUCACGCCUAGUUCGCUUAGGUGUCCCAACUAUUAAUCUCGAUCAACAGGGUCGUGCUCGUCCGUCCAUUGCAUCCCUCUACUCUUGGCGAUAUCAAAAUCUUGGUAAUUUGCCAACUGUAUCAACCACAUCCGAAUAUCAAACCGCAAACGCUGGUUUCAAAUAUGAUUACCAGUUUAUUCAAGUGCCUGACUACAAAGGUAAGGGUGAAAUGGAGCCAACUCCUCAUUUCAUCCAGAAUUUAGGAGAAGCAGAAUAUGCAGUUGCUAUCUACCAAUAUAUGCGCCUACUCGGAUAUCCCGCUUCUAAAAUCAGCAUAUUAUCCACAUAUGCUGGUCAACGUGCAUUAAUUAAAGAUGUCCUGUCCCAUCGAUGUGCCAAGAAUCCUCUAUUUGGUCUCCCAAAAAUAGUCACAACAGUUGAUAAAUAUCAAGGAGAACAAAAUGAUUACGUUGUUCUUUCUCUCACUCGUACAUCACGCGUCGGCUAUCUUCGUGACGUCAGACGUCUUACUGUGGCACUAUCUCGCGCUCGUCUCGGCCUCUACAUUUUAGGGCGACGGGAGGUCUUCGAAUCGUGUUUCGAGCUCAAACAAGCCUUUGAUAUCUUAUUAUCGAGGCCUGAUAAGUUGAUGCUGAGUACUGGGGAAAUGUGGCCAAGUCAGAGGAUAUUGGCGGAUGAGGAGAGUUUAGAUUCAGUGCCCGGCGAAGCUGUCAUGGAGGGUGUGGAACAUUUGGGUCAAUAUGUUUUCGAAAUGACUAAUUCUAAGAUAAGACAAUUGAGAGAGGAGAGAGGUUUGCCGGAAGUUGGAGCAGAGAUUUUAGCUAUCGAGGAGAGAAAGGUGGUUGGAGAUGCUGAUGAGGAUGUAGACCAGUUCGAGGGUUUAGAGGAAGAUGAUGAGAUUCUUGAAGGCGAGGAAGAACUGGAUGUGGUGGAUUGA